AUGGAUGGUCUGCAUUACAGUAUGUGCCAGAAGCGAGAGUUUGGAUGUCCAGCGAAAUAUAGCAAUGCAUUUAAGCGGCUCGAAGAGCAUGAAGACUCCUUGCGAAGCUCGAUACAGAGUGUUUUUUCAAGCUUUCGCACAGCACAACCUUUCCUUGAUAGAAGACCAAGAAGAGCAGCGCUGGUUGUAGGCGUGGCAGUAGGCGUCGCCCUCACCCCAGUAGCCACUACGGCAGCGCUCUCUGCCUAUGGGUUCGGAGCUGCUGGACCUGUUGCUGGCACUGCCGCAGCUGCCGCUCAGUCAGCGAUUGGAAAUGUCGCGGCAGGGUCCCUAUUCGCAUCUUGUCAAAGCAUUGCAAUGACUAGCGUGCCUGUGGCUGCCUACGCCGUCGGGGGUGUCGUCGGAGGUGCUAUUGGGGGUGCCGCAUCGUUUGUAGGCGGACGUUUAGCUAAUUGGUUCUGA
Molecule: messenger RNA, 462 nt
Organism: Postia placenta MAD-698-R-SB12
Lineage: Eukaryota; Fungi; Basidiomycota; Agaricomycetes; Polyporales; Adustoporiaceae
Exons: 5
Coding region: 1-462 (153 amino acids)
Cellular component (GO): membrane
Source: RefSeq, a predicted model, not a curated record